This is a messenger RNA of Peronospora farinosa, 1611 nucleotides long. The record is from the annotation of a GenBank genome assembly. NCBI's taxonomy places the organism in Eukaryota, Oomycota, Peronosporomycetes, Peronosporales, Peronosporaceae.
AUGGCUGCGGGUGGCGGACUAACGAAGAACCAACGGCGACGGCUCAAGAAGCGAGCGCAGAAGCAAGCAGAGGCCAAUGGCAUCGAGAUGGACUCCGCCAUUAUCAGCAAUAAAACCAUUAAGCCGACGGAGGAGACGACCGUCGCAUCUCCUCUCGACGUGGACGUGGAGUACGUAAGUGCCGAUCCAAGCAAGGAACUGGCGCUACCGGUGGACGAUCCGAACUUUGAGGAGAUGAUGCGCGUGUUUGGAAAGUUUUCGUCUGCUGAGGAGCUCUGUGGUACGACAGACAAUGAGGAUGGAAAAGAAGAAGAUAAGAAGGACAAUGAAAAGGUGAAUGACCAAAUAGUAAAGGAGGAGGAAGAGGACGAGCAGGUGCUAUCCAGAAAAGCCCGCAAAAAAAGCAAGCGACUCAGUGUCGCAGAGCUGAAACAGCUCGUGUCGUAUCCUGAUGUCGUAGAGGCCCACGAUGUCACGUCUGCAGAUCCGCGUCUUUUAGUGUAUUUGAAGUCGUACCGCAACACGGUGCCGGUACCUCAUCACUGGUGUCACAAGCGUAAGUAUUUGCAAGGAAAGCGUGGUUUUGAGAAACAGCCAUUCAAGUUGCCAGAGUUUAUUGCACAAACGGGCAUUGCUGAAGUGAGAGAAUCCGUUGCGGAGGAUGAUGAAAAGAAAAAGAACAAGCAGCGAGCGAGAGAACGCGUGCAGCCCAAGAUGGGGCGAGUGGAUAUUGACUACCAAGUGUUGCAUGACGCUUUCUUCCGUUUUCAGACAAAACCAAAGCUCACGCAGCUAGGUGAUCUGUACUACGAAGGAAAGGAAUUUGAAGUAAAGCUGAAAACAAAGGUGCCUGGUCAGCUCUCAGAUGAGCUGAAGUCAGCACUCGGUAUGGUGGAAGGUGUCCCACCUCCGUGGCUGCUGAAUGUACAGCGAUACGGUCCACCUCCUGCAUAUCCAAACCUUAAGAUUCCAGGUUUAAACGCGCCAAUUCCCGAGGGUGCCAGUUUUGGCUACCAUCCCGGUGGCUGGGGUAAGCCGCCGGUGGACGAAAAUGGUGUACCACUUUAUGGUGACGUUUUCAGUAAGGCGGGUGAAACAGAGAACCAGGGUGAAGAAAUUAACCGAGAGAGAUGGGGAGAAAUUGAAGAGGAAGAAGUGGACGAGGAGGAAGAUGAAGGUGAGGAAGCAGAAGACUUCAAGGAAGGCGAUGCAGAGGCUAAAGGUCUUGACGCAACUGGUCUGGAAACUCCUUUUGUGGAUGGCAUUUCAAGUGUGGCAUCCGGCCUCACCACGCCGGGUAUCGUAGAUUUGCGAAAGGGCUCUCGAGGAACAGAAACACCUGAUGCCCCCCAGCAGCUAUACACCGUUUUGGAGCAGAAAGAGACAUCGGUGGGGACGUCGCUAUACGGCUCAGGUCAUGCAUAUGUUGUACCUGGUGCAGCCGAAGAUUCGAGCGGCACCCGCACGGAGACUGGUCGAGUUAGGCGUCGCUUCGAAGAUGCACCUCUGUCGAAGUCAGCGAAUCCUGCGGAAGAUGAAGAUGAGGCUAUUCAGAAGAAAAAGAGGGCCAAGACCGAACAGAGCAAAAAGCUCAAGGAUUUCAAAUUCUAA